ACAAAAAGAAGUUCUAGCAAGCUUGGAGGCAGGUUUGGGUUUAGCUAAGGAUAAUAAAUUCGUAAUUAGAAACGGCUGAAAGUUACCUGAAAUCCUUACGCGCCCAUAUAAGGUUCCUAGCCUAUUACAAAUUACCCCCGAUAAACAAUUUCGAAAGAGAGAGAAUUUAUUGUCCGGUGAAACUUUACAGAGAAAAAAACAGAAAUUCUAGAGAGAGAAACAGAAAGCUUCCAUUUUUAGGGUUUAAUCAAUCAUGGCUGAACACGAAGCAUCUAAGCCUGAAUCCUUGAUUGAAAAGAUCUCUGAGAAAAUUCAUGAUCACCAUUCCUCAUCUUCUGAUUCCGAUGAUGAUAAAUCCGCACCUUCUUCGUUGAAAUCUAAGAUUUAUCGUCUAUUUGGAAGAGAUAAGCCUGUUCACAAGGUUCUCGGUGGCGGUAAACCUGCGGAUAUUCUUUUGUGGAGAGACAAGAAAAUUUCUGCUGUGAUUCUUGGUACUGUCACUGCUGUAUGGGCUUUGUUUGAAGUAUUUGAGUACCAUUUGCUCACUCUGAUUUGCCAUCUUUUGAUACUUACUAUUACCGUUCUGUUCUUGUGGUCGAAUGCCUCGGGCUUCAUCAACAAGGCUCCCCCCAAAAUUCCUGAUGUACACAUUCCUGAGGGCCCAGUCCUAGAAGUUGCAUCAGCUUUGAGAUGUGAAAUCAAUCGCGGACUUGCCUCUGUUCGUGAGAUUGCGUCAGGAAAAGACUUGAAAAAAUUUCUCGCUGUUAUUGCCGGUUUGUGGUUCUUUUCAAUCUUGGGAAGUUGCUGCAACUUCUUGACAUUGUUCUACAUAAGCUUUGUUCUGCUUCACACCUUGCCUGUACUGUAUGAGAAAUACGAGGAUCAAGUAGAUGCAUUCGCUGAGAAGGCCAUGAUUGAGAUUAAGAAACAGUAUGCCGUCUUUGACGCGAAAGUAUUGAGCAAAAUCCCUAGGGGUCCAUUGAAAGACAAGAAGAUGGCUUAAUGUGAUAUGGUGCCUACUGGUACAUGGUGGUUUCGGCCUUUCGGUGGCCAGAUACAUAAGGUAGGCGUGUUUUGUCCAGUGAUUAUGUUAUUACUUGGGUAGGUUUGCCUUCUUCUGGAUUUUGUAUGUGUUUUGGAUUUACUAUGUGCAGAAAUAUGAUAUUUAAUACUAGACAAUUGACAUGAGAACAGAAGUUUUCAUCUGCUCUUACUAAGAUCAUAUGAUAUUGUUAUUUUGCAAGAUA
Amaranthus tricolor (Joseph's coat) is the source of this 1247-nucleotide messenger RNA. RefSeq names its product reticulon-like protein B2. The transcript has 5 exons. The record is from RefSeq and is a predicted model, not a curated record. The coding region runs from base 254 to 1003 and encodes 249 amino acids. Lineage: Eukaryota; Viridiplantae; Streptophyta; Magnoliopsida; Caryophyllales; Amaranthaceae.